AUGAGAGGACACACCUGUUACUUGCAAGUGGUAGUUGAAAGCAGUGGCGUAGCUGGGGCUGAAAAAAGAAAUUUUCCGAUCAAUGACAACGAUAUUGUUGCAUCUGGUGUGUCUCCCGAUGAUGAAGAUGGAGACGUUGACGACGGAUCAGGGUCUCCGAGCGAUGAGCUUGAAGGUUCCGGAAGAGGAAUUGUCAAGGGCAAUAUUUCGCUCGUCACCUCACCGCCGGCACAUGCCACUUCAGCCAGUAUUUUGAACGAAGUUAAUAUUUACUGGCCUUAUUGGGUUAAACAGUGGAGGGCUGGUCAUGCUCCAAGCAAAAAGCCUUUUGAAAAGGGACCUUCUGGAAAGCCAGUUGAAGAAACAAAUAGAAAGGUGGACGAUGAUCAGCGCUAUCAUCUUCCAGAAGGAGGUCGUCCUGAUUCUAGGCUGAUAGAUGAUCAGCAUAAUAUAUUAAUUGAAGAUUCUUCAACGCUUCGUACGGCGCCGCCGUUUAAACCAUCACCUGCUGUAUAUGCCACAAGUUCAGCACCACCACCAGCUGUUGAAGAAGAACACCGAGUCUACUUGGGUACCUUGUUCAAACCAGGUAUUCUAGCAGUUGGGGAUGGUGCACAUCUGUUCGGUGCAUUUUGGUUUGCUAGAAGUGUCUGUUCAAAUUAUUUAUCCUGUAGACAAGUCGUGUUGCGGAAUGAAAUGGUACGCUGGGGAGGAAGCGGAGGACAUGCGAUGAGGGUUCAGGCCGCAUGA
This is a messenger RNA of Enterobius vermicularis (human pinworm), 750 nucleotides long. The record is from the annotation of a GenBank genome assembly. Lineage: Eukaryota; Metazoa; Nematoda; Chromadorea; Rhabditida; Oxyuridae.